Messenger RNA from Capronia coronata CBS 617.96, 309 nucleotides. RefSeq lists its product as uncharacterized. NCBI's taxonomy places the organism in Eukaryota, Fungi, Ascomycota, Eurotiomycetes, Chaetothyriales, Herpotrichiellaceae. The transcript has a single exon. The annotation marks the transcript as partial. The record is from RefSeq and is a predicted model, not a curated record.
GAUGCCUGUUGUCAAGCUGCUUGCGUCAAUGUGCCAUGUCCUAGUCAAACCCAGCCAAAGGCAACGACGGCUUGUGUAGAGCAGUGUCCACAAGGUACUGGUACCCAAAAUCUGAGACCGAACAGUACGCCGAUUGCCCGGCUUCUUGUGUUAGCCCGUACUUCUUAUUCUACCAGCACUAUUGGCUCCGGUGCGACAGCCAGCAGUGACUCUGUAGCUUCGACCUUGGGGGCAGGGGCCGACAGGCUUCACGUAGGCAAGAUCGGACUCGCAGUUUUUGGUCUGGUCAUUGCAGGCCUAGCUUUGUAG